AGGAAGGGUGUGGGGGUGAGGCCCAGGUGGAGACUGGGACCUGUCAGCUGUGACAGCUCAGCGCCCCCUCCCUCGGCAGCUCCUCCCUUCUCUCUCUGUCUACCGCUGGAUAAUCAAGGGGGUUCCAAGGCAGCCCAGGAAAAAGCCUCCGCAGCAGGCAGCACUUCCUUGCUGACCAAGAAAUCAUAGACAGGGUGUGGCCAAGGGGCCUGAGGGGCCAGGCCUUGGAGAAGAUAGGGGAGAAAGGGACCCAGCGUGGGCAGAGGCCAAGAAUGCGAGGGAGAGAGAGAGAGAGAGAGAGAGCGAGAGCGUGCACAAGUGAGCCAGAGAGUGAGCUAGCAGGUCUGGCUGCUGGUUAGAUAGCUGCAAGGACCAGCACCUGACUCACCUGGGCAUGCCAAGACUAGCCAGUCUGCCCUCACCCUGCCCCACGGUGACCAUGAAAGCCGCCUCGGGAGCCUAGGUAUUUGCUGUGUGCCCUGAGGCCUGAGUCUGGCACCCUGGCCAUGUGCAGCCCAGAGGAGGCGGCCCUGCUGCGGCUGGAGGAGGUUUUCUCAGCAACCCUUGCCCGCAUCAACAGCCUUGUCCUCCAGCCCCUUCUUGAGGCUGCUCCAGAGGCCUCAGACCCCUGGGUCCGAGAGUGCCUGCAGCUCCUGCAGCAGCUGCACAGGAGCUCCCAGCAGCUGUGGGACAUGACGGAGGAAAGCCUGCACUCACUGCGGGAGAGGCUGCGCCACCCUGAAGCCGUCGGCCUGGAGUCCCUGCUGCUGCUGCAGAGCGCGGACCGUGUCCUGCAGGUCCACCUGGAGUACAUCGAGUCCUACACAUGCUGCGUGGCAGUGCAGGCCUUUCAGAAGACAGCGAAGAGGAGGAGUGAGUACUGGCGGGGCCAGCGGAAGGCGCUGCGGCAAGUCCUGUUGGGCGUGAGCUCCGAGGGCUCGGUGGGCACGGCCCUGCUCCAGGCCCUCCGCCAGCCACUUGCCCAUCACGUGCAGCAGUACGUGCUCCUCCUGCUGAGCCUCGGGGACACCAUCGGGGAGUGUCACCCCACCCGGGAGCUGGUGAUACAUGCUGCCGGCCUCUUUGGGGACUUGCAGUCCUUCAUGAGGCAGGAGCUGGACGAGGCCAUGGCCACGCAGGCCCUCUGGCCCACGCUGAGUAGCCGGCUGAGGGAUGUGCUCUGCACCCCUGCUCGCCGACUCUUGCAAGACAGCCAGGACGUCCCCGUGACAGUCACCCCACUGCGGGCAGAGCGCGUGCUGCUCUUUGAUGAUGCCCUCGUCCUGCUGCAGGGCCACAACAUCCACACCUUUGAUCUGAAGCUGGUGUGGGUGGAACCUGGGCAGGACAGGUGCGCGUUUCACCUCCUCACACCCGAGGAAGAGUUCUCCUUUUGUUCCAAGGACCCGCAGGGCCUGGUGGUCUGGCAAUGGAAGGUCACCCAGGCUGUGUGCCAGGCCUUGCGUGGGAAGAAGGACUUCCCUGUGCUGGGAGCGGGCCUGGAGCCUUCUGAACCCCCCACCUGCCGCUGUGGAGCAUACACCUUCCGUGCAGAGGGCCGCUUCUUCCAGGCCACCUAUGAGGGCGAGUGGUACUGGGGCAGGCCCCAUGGCAAGGGAACCCUGAAGUGGCCAGAUGGGCGGAAUCACGUGGGGGAUUUCUGCCAGGGCCUGGAGCAUGGCUUUGGCAUCCGCCUGGUGCCCCAGGCCUCUGAGGAUAAGUUUGACUGUUACAAGUGCCACUGGCGGGAAGGCAGCAUGUGCGGCUAUGGCAUCUGUGAGUACAGCACCAGCGAGGUGUACAAAGGCUACUUCCAGGAGGGCCUGCGCCAUGGAUUUGGGGUCCUCGAGAGUGCCCCACAGGCCCCUCGGCCCCUGCGGUACACGGGCCACUGGGAGAGGGGCCAGCGGAGUGGCUACGGUGUCGAGGAGGACAGCGACAGGGGUGAGCGCUAUAUUGGCAUGUGGCAGACUGACCAGCGCCAUGGCCCAGGGGUCAUGGUUACCCAGGCGGGUGUCUGCUACCAGGGCACCUUCCAGGCAGACAAGAUGGUGGGCCCAGGGAUCCUUCUCUCUGAUGAUGACUCCUUAUACGAGGGCACUUUUACCAGGGACCUGACCCUCGUGGGGAAGGGCAAGGUCACCUUCCCCAAUGGCUUCACCCUGGAGGGCUCUUUCGGCAGCGUGUCAGGGAGAGGACUGCAUACCCAGGGUGUGCUGGACACAGCUGCCCUCCCUCCAGAUCCAAGCAGUACCUGCAAGAGGCAGCUGGGUCAGGGCGUCUUCCCCGUGGAGAGCCGCUGGCAGGGUGUCUACGGCCCCUUCUGGGACUUUGUUCGUGCCGGCUGCCCUGGGGACCUGCGGGAGGCCCUGCUGGGCUUCCACGUGCAGAGCUCAAGGGAGCUGCGCAAGUCGCAGGAGUACCUGUGCUGUGAGAGGACCUGCCCUGAGGACCAGGCAGGCAGGAUGGAGGACCUCCUGGAGGAGCUGGUGCAGCACCGGGAGCCCGAGGCCCUGCAGCAGUGCCUCAGGAAGGCUCUGAGCAACUCUCUGCAUCCCCUGGGGAAGCUGCUCCGGAUGCUGAUGUUGACCUUCCAGGCCACAUACGCAGGUAUCGGGGCCAACAAGCAUCUGCAGGGGCUGGCGCAGGAGGAGGUGAAGCAGCACGCCCAGGAGCUCUGGGCUGCCUACAGGGGUCUGCUGCAGGUUGCCUUACAGCGCAAGGGCCAGGCCCCAGAGGAGGAUGAAGAUGCAGAGACAAGGGACCUGCGGGUGCACGGCUUGGUGCUCCCCCUCAUUCUGCCCAGCUUCUACUCAGAGCUCUUCACCCUCUACCUGCUGCUUCAUGAGAGAGAGGACAGCCUCUACAGCCAGGGCAUCGUCCACCUGAGCCUCUUCCCUGACACCAGGCUGCUCGAGUUCCUGGACGUGCAGAAGCACCUGUGGCCCCUCAAGGACCUCACACUGACGACCAAUCAGAGAUACUCCCUGGUCAGAGACAAGUGCUUCCUGUCGGCCACGGAGUGUCUGCAGAAGAUGAUCACCACGGUGGACCCCCGGGAGAAGCUGGAGGUGCUGGAGAGGACAUACGGGGAAAUUGAGGCCACCGUGUCGCGGGUGCUGGGCCGGGAGCACAAGCUACCCAUGGACGACCUGCUGCCGCUGCUCAUCUAUGUGGUGUCUCGUGCCCAAAUCCAGCACCUGGGAGCCGAGAUCCACCUGAUCCGUGACAUGAUGGACCCUCUCCACACAGGAGGCCUGUAUGACUUCCUGCUCACAGCUCUGGAGUCCUGCUACGAGCACAUCCAGAAGGAGGACAUGAGGCUGCAUCGCCUGCCCAGCCGCUGGAGCUCCAGGGAGCCAUGGUAGCUCGGCUUCUCCUGGACCCACCGCAGUGCUGAGAGGGCCGCUGUGGAAUGCCCAUGGCCCGGGCCUGGCCCAGCCUGGCCCAGGGGGCAGAAGGCAGGAUGGGCCCUGGAGGUGACUCUGGCUCUUUGAGGAGAUGAGGUCCAGUUUCUCCAGGGAGAUGCUGCCGGAGUCCUGACUGGGAUGAGGGUGACGGGUAUGGCCCUGGAGCUGGUGGUCUGUCCCCCACCACUCUCCAGGCCAGCCUUGGAUGACCUCCUCAAUGCUGAGGCAAAGAGACCCUGACUUCUCCUUGCCUGAGCCUUGCCUUCACGUGACUGAGCCACUCUGGGCCUCAGUGUUGCCAUCUGUAAAAUGGUGGACUAGGGGAUCUGUAAAGAGCCUUCCAUCCAUCUUGCUGACUUCUGGCAUCCUUCCGUAAGUCUGACUUUGGUCUGUUGGGCUGUAAGUGAAGUUCUUGCGUCAUGGGGGUGUCAUUCCAUUUCUCCUGUCCUGGUCAGAGGCUCCAAACUGCUAGUGACCUCUUCCUUUAUUGGUUUUUAUUUUUUUCCCCAUGAGUCAUCUUCCGUGGACCUGCUUCCUUCCCAGCUCUGCCCCAGGGCGGAGCUGGCCUCUCAGGGUCUCAGGGUGGGAACUGUUCCAGCUCCACCCUGCUGGGUGGCUUCUGGUGAGGCCCUCCCUUCAUUGCGUAUGCAAUUGAGGGAGUGGGCUUGGGGGUCUCUGAACUGCAGUCCACAUAUAAUGGCCAUGCUGGAGCAGGCUGGAGGGAGAGGAGAAAGAAACUCACCUUGCUUGUCUCACUGUCAGCAGGUACCAAGGGAAUUGGCCUCUGAACCUGCAUGUGUGAAGGACAGCAGGGGCCCAAGUGUUCCGGCAGGGACUGUACCCAGGGAUUCAGGGGGCCAAUCCAAGGACCCUCAGAGAUACUAGGGAGCAUUAAGCAGAGAGCCGCAGGUGCCUCCAGAAGAAGGGGCAAGGCUGAGCUUCCCUGACUGAUUCCACCAAGUGAACAGCUGGAAUGGAGAAAGGUUUUGGGCUCUGGUUUUGCCAGACAUGCCCGAGGUGUCCUCACAGAGGUCCCUGGAAGAGGACUGAACUGGUGAAGAAUAGGGAUCCCCAGGAUGCCGUGGGCACGCCCCUCACCCAGGACCGUGGAAGCUCUCCAGCAGUUGUCAGCCGGUUCUCGUCCUUUAACGGGUGACAGCAGCCUUGCCUGAGGGCAGCCCUGAGCUGGUGCGGUGCUGCAGCCUCACUCCCCGCACACUCCCUGGCUUCGUCAGCAUCGGUGCCCACUCACCACAGAUCAGAUUCACCUGGGCCCUUUCACCCAUCCUCUGGCUGGGCCUCGCCCACACCUACUGAACUGGGCCCUCCCGACAGGGCUUUGGGAGAUUCCCAGGGCAGCUCUGCUGUCAGACCCUUUCAGCACAACUGCAGAGCCAGCAGAGGCCUUCAGAUUAGACAGCAGAUUGACAGCUAAGGUCAGUGCUUCAUUUACAGAUGAGACGCCUGGAGCCAGGUGACCACCUGCCGUGUAAGUCCCUUGGGGAGGCUGAUGGAAAUGGCCUGGGGCAGGCUUGUCCACCCUCAGUGAUGGUGUCUCCCAGCUGCUGUGGGAGCCCUUUGGCUGCGGAAGGCACUGGUGUCCACUCUGUGAGUCUGGUUGGAAACCAGGGACUCUGGCACCUUGAGUGAUCCCGUUGAUGUGCAAAGUAGCCUCUGCCCCCCACCCCCCAUCUUUCUGGUCCCCAUCUCCUCUCCAGAGUGAGGAUUCUGCUUUCAGCAACAGUUGCGAGGAAGUGGUAGAAUUCUUCACGGUCUGUCUCAAUCAAAACUCGUGAUCACCAGGGCUGGAGAGGAGAGAGGCCAGGGGAGAUGCUUCCCACUGAUGGGGUUCUGACAGGCUCCGAAGGGCCACACUGGCCUUCAAGAGCCUGGACUUGGGGCUGAGAAAGAGACACCUGAGAGUUAGUAAAUGGCGUUUCAGUGA
Capra hircus (goat) is the source of this 5355-nucleotide messenger RNA. It is a transcript of the gene ALS2CL, whose product is annotated as ALS2 C-terminal like. NCBI's taxonomy places the organism in Eukaryota, Metazoa, Chordata, Mammalia, Artiodactyla, Bovidae. The transcript is spliced from 26 exons. The coding region runs from base 507 to 3368 and encodes 953 amino acids. The record is from RefSeq and is a predicted model, not a curated record.